AUGCUACUCAUCAGCUGCCUCGUCUACGCCUUGGUCGCUGCUCUCGCUGCUGCAGCAUCAAAUGGCCAUCGCUCGCAAUCCCACCUUGGCCGCCGCCUGCUCCCUCAGCCCAAGCAGAAGAACGGCGCAUCAUUCGCUUUCCCAACAAAGGAUCCCUUCUAUCGCGUGCCCGCCGACGUUGGCAAGUAUCCCUUGGGCGCCAUCUUGGGCACUCGUCAGGGCAACGCAGACGCCUUUGGCCAAUUUGCUGCAGAGGCCCACCAAAUCCUCUACCUCACCACCGACUACACGGGCGCACCAGACGCAACGGUAGCCACCAUCGUCAUCCCCAUUGCUCCUCGACCUGGCAAGCCCAAGGCACUCGCCAUUGGCAGCGCAGUCGGCUCGGCCAGCAUCGACUGCAGUCCCAGCUUCGCCUAUGCCAACCCAGACAAGUCCAAGAAUCUACCCCUAGUCAACAUCGUUGACUCGCCCGCUUCCACCGCUGCCCUCUUUCGCGGCUGGUACGUCGUCAUCCCUGAUGCGCUGGGAUCCAAGUCCUCCUUCCUCAAUGGCUUGACCGAGGGUCGCGCAAUGCUCGACGGCAUCCGAGCCUCUCGCAACUUCGCAGCUCCCCUCAAGAAUGCAGACUUUGCCAUGAUGGGCUACUCGGGCGGUGGUCACACCGUCGGUUGGGCGGCGCAGGAGGCAGCCAGCUACUACCCUGACUCUCCCAUCAUUGGCAUGGUCACCGGAGGCAUGCCUGCCGAUACGAACAACACAUUCUACACCCUUAAUGGCGGCGAAUACUCCGCCCUCGGCUUCCAAGGCGCAGCAGCAAUGGGACACGCACGCCCAGACGUCCAAGCCGUAUUCGACCAGCACAUCACGCACGCAGGUCGAGCCAACUUCACCAAGAUGCUGAGCGGCGAGUGGUGCUUGAUCCAGUCGUCACGAAAUCUCUCUGGAGUUCCCGUGCAGACUGCUUUCACAGGCGGCGACAUCUUCCAGAAUCCCGUCGUUGCCAAGCACAUGGAGGAGGAGAAGCUAGGCAAAAGGGUCAAUCGCAUCUCUUCCAUCUAUUACCACGCCCGCAAUGACCAGAUUGUUCCCUGGCCCCAGAUGGUUCACUAUAUCAACCAGCAAUGCGAGCAGGAGGGUGCUCGUCUCCAACUUUCAUGGGCUACGGCGACGGGACACAUCUUGAGCGGACUGCGUUUCAUGCCUGCGAUGCUGAACAGCCUUGUCCAGGUGCUGGAGCAGGGCUACAAAGUCAAGACGUGCGGCAUUGAUGCGCAGUCGAUUCCUCCUGUCCCUGAAGGCGGGCCAGGUCUUACGGAUCUCAUUGGUCACGGCGCCGCAAACUCGAUUGCCUACUGGCGGGCCCAAGCCAAGAACGGUCUCUUCCCACUCUAG
This is a messenger RNA of Jaminaea rosea, 1395 nucleotides long. RefSeq lists its product as hypothetical. Gene Ontology annotation, biological process: lipid catabolic process. The transcript has 2 exons. Lineage: Eukaryota; Fungi; Basidiomycota; Exobasidiomycetes; Microstromatales. Gene Ontology annotation, molecular function: triacylglycerol lipase activity. The coding region runs from base 1 to 1395 and encodes 464 amino acids. The record is from RefSeq and is a predicted model, not a curated record.